Homalodisca vitripennis (glassy-winged sharpshooter) is the source of this 5708-nucleotide messenger RNA. RefSeq lists its product as uncharacterized. The transcript has 15 exons. The record is from RefSeq and is a predicted model, not a curated record. Lineage: Eukaryota; Metazoa; Arthropoda; Insecta; Hemiptera; Cicadellidae. The coding region runs from base 219 to 5573 and encodes 1784 amino acids.
AACAACAACAACAACAACAACAACGACAACUGAACAAUUAAUCACAAUUGACAAUUGGUUGUAGUUGUAUUUGUUUAUUAUUCUAUCUGUCAUGAUGUAAAAUAGUGUGUUUUUGUCGUGUUUGGUUGAAAUGUAAUUAAAUUAAUUUGUAAAAAACUCGCAUUUUUGUGCUACGUAUUCGGUACUUGAUAGGGAUCUCUGUGUUUGAACUUAACUCAAUGUCAAGACCGGCAAGUCGAUCUGAGGUACGGAAGUUACCUGUUAGAGUUCACGCUCACAGUUCACCUCCACCUUCCACUCCCAGGUCCAUGCCUGUGUCUCCAGAUAUGAUCCCUGCAUUCUCGUAUGAGCCAGGCAUAGCUGCGACCAGUAUUGUCUCACAUAUAACAGAGAAACCAAUAAAGAGAAGUUCAGCUUUUCCACAGCAGAAAAAGAAAGACGUGGCAGUUAAUAAACAUGGCAACUUUAUGAAGAAAAAUGAAGAAACAAUACGCAACCCGAACAUAAAUAGACGCCUUAAUGUGGCAGCUCAAGAACUGAAGAUUCCACUAAAUAUCAACAAGCCAAUGAAAAUGAAAACUGGGAGAUCUGUAACUCUAACAAACUUGUCCAGGGAUCUGCCAAAACAGCAACGAAAGGUUCAGUCAUCAAGGGAUGAUGAAAGAGAAAGCAAAGGAUUCCUUAAAAUGUUGUCAGAUGAGUUUCCGCCAUACAAUCCAUCAGAUUUUAUGCCAAAAGUAGAUGAAAGUGUUGAAAUUUACAAUGAAAAAAUACUGAGAACUGCAUCUGAAGACAACAACAAAGAACUGCUUCAAAAAAUACGUCAAGAACUGGUGGAGUGGAUGGCUGAAAAGACUGAAGUAGAGAAACCACAGCUAAGUGAUAGUAUCUCCGCAUCUCCCGAGUACAUAGAGGAAACUCUGCCUGGUCCCACACCUUGUGAUCCUGGAAUAAGAGUCUCCAAGAAAGAAAACGUGCCUAAAAGGGAAACAGUAGCAAUUCAGACAACUCCACCUCGAGAGAGAGCAAUGAUGAAUCUGCCUCUUCUGGAUAAUCCUAAUCUGGCUUUCUUCAAUGUACCUGAUACACCCUCACCAUUAACAAAAUCAAAUGCGCUGGAAAUAGCUGAUCACCUCUUAUCCGUAGCAGAGAGAAAGUUUGCUGUGAUGGAAUCAAAAUUACCUGAGCAUACUGCAAGUAAUCAAAACUCUGCCAGAUAUACUAAUGAGCCUCUCUUAGCAAGAAGGGUAAGCACAAACUCAGCACUACAUAAAAAGACUAUGACAGAUUACACAGUAAGUCCAACAAAAGGCAGUGUUUUUAGUGAUAAUACUCUUCAAAGCAGAUCUAAAGCAAGUUACAACGUUCCACAAAACUCUCCUUGUACUUCAUGUAAACUGAAAAUUGAUGAUAAAUAUAUGAAAAACAACGGAGAGAAAAAAAGUGUAAAACAUAAAACACCUGGCCAUUCACAAGUCCUAAGUAAUAAAAAGGCCAAGAGCAAACCUAGCAGUGUUGAGCAGAGUGGUAACUUAGAAAAAUCUCCCAAAUCCCCUGCUAUCACUCAAUUCAGUAUGUUUUAUAAGCAACAGAAACUAGUUGAAAAGAAAUCACAAAAUGGCCAAGAAAAAAAUUCAGCUACUGUGAUUUUUAAGUCAGAUGCAAAAGUAAUUUCAAGUACAAAUGCAGUAGUGACACAAGAUGUCGAGACCAAUACUGAUCCAGAAAUCUUCAAUCAACCUCAAAAUAUUCGGAAAAAUACUCCAAAUUCUUCAAUAAUCAGUAUGAGGACAAGUAAACUUGAAGAGGAAGAUCACAUUUCAGGAAUCCCUCACAAAAUAUUCAAUAUUCAGAAGAUGCCAUCUGUAAACAUUCGACCUGGGUUUACUAUUCACUCUGGGCCCAAGAUAAAUAUUGUUGCUUCGACUUCUAAUGUAUACAAACCUAAAAGGAGAAACACAGAGUUUUUCGAUGUUGUCUAUCCUCCAAACACUCUAGUGUCAAAUGAACCGUCAAUAUUAGUAGAUAAGGAAAGGCAACUGAGUGUCAGAGACAAUCAUGUGGAACAUGUCUGUGAAAGGCAUGCCUUCCCCAGUGGUAAAUUGAUUCCUGGCAGUCAAGAUGUUGAGUUACAUGAAACAAGAACUGGAGAUGACCUUAGUAUACAAGAUAAGAAGAGAAUUCUUCUAGAUUUGAUCAAGUCUGUGUUAGAAAAAGUUGAGAAGCAAGCAAGGAAUGAGAAGAAAAAUUGUUGUAGAUUAAUUUGCUCCUUUCCGCUGUUGGCUUCAGUAGUGAAAAAAAUUCAAGUGGACUGUAAAAGUUGUGUGAACAUAUUACAUAGACAUCUAGACAGACUUAUUCAGCUUAUGAAAGAAGAGCUUCGAAGUUAUAAAGAGCUUUCUGAAGAUCACUGUUGCCUGUUGGAUGAAACGGUCCAGUACCUGAUUGUGGAAUUGGAACUCAUACAAGAAGAGAACACCAACAGGCAGCAACUAGAUUCUGCACCCGUCACAGCUUUUAGGCAUCAAGAGAAUGAAGGAACCAAAAUAUCUAAGAAAUCAGUCUCUUUCGAAUCCAUCCCUGGAGCCACUGCAAUGGGAACAAAUACUCAAGUUCUACAAAAAUCUAAUAAAAGCUGGAAUAACAAAGAUCAAAACAUUUUACAGAACAAACAUGAAAACAAGUCUAAAUCUGUAUUAAAGCCCCAGCAAUUCAAAACAUCAUGUGGGAAAAGUGGAAACACUGGUAAUGUGACCAAUAAGAUUAAAAAUCACGGUCAACUUCAACAAUUAAGAGCUAAGAUUGGAAAUAAUGCAACAAAAUCUAAUAUACUUCCAAACUCAAAAGAAACUGUAAAUAUUUCUAAAGGCACAAAAGAAAAGACAGUUGUUGGCAAAGUUAUGAAAAGUAUAAUGAACAGAAAACCAAUACUAAAAAAUAAAACCACUCCUAAACAAUCUCUAGCUGAAAACUCAAAGACAACUAGUAGUAAUGCUUUUUAUAAAAUUAUUGACAACAGAGAAACAUCUAAUGAUUUUGAUGAGUGGAUUCAAGAACGUAGUCAGAAGAUAAAACUGAUUCAUGAAGAGUUAUCUAAAAUGGUAUCAGGAUCGAUGGAUAGUUUUGUGGAAAAUUCAGUGGAUGACUAUCAGCAUAUUCACAAAAUGACAGAAGAUAGAGAUGAAUAUCAGGGAAAUAAAAUUGGUAGAAGGAGUAACAAAGAAAAACAAGAAUCAGUGACUUCUAGCCAAGUUGAAGACAAAAGAGAACUGCAAAAUUCAAAGGCUGACCACCAGGAAUUAAGUCAAGAUUAUGCAGAAGAUUUUGAAGAGGACAUUGAAGAGGCUGCAAGUGAUAAAGGUCCUUCAUCAGACGACUCACACGAACGCACACUGGCAGAAUUUGAGGUUGGAUCAUCUUCGUCAUCAGAUAUUGAUGAAGAAGUUGGGAGUGAAGAUCUUAAGGGUCAAACAUCAGAAGAGGGUUCCAUUAUAAAUGAACAACCAGCUGAUAUGUUGAGUGACAGAAAUGAGGAUGUUCAGAAUAAGACAAUAACAACUUUGAAACAAGAUGCUUUAACAAACAAUUUGAUAAAAUCUUCUGUAGAAACCGAGGAUAAAAUUAAAGAAACCUACCAAGACAAUUAUUCCAAAGUUGAUGUUGCAACAUCUCCAAUAAAUAAUAAUCUGACAGGAGAAUCCACAACUGAUAUCUCAAUGGCACCCUCUACAUUAAGAAAAAUUGAAGUUGAAAGAGUAAGUAUUGCAACAUCCCCAAUAAGUAUUCCUGACAAAGAUCUUCUUCGUGUGGUCAAAUCUACAACAGUACAGACAGAUAAUUUUGAAGCAGAUAUUACAAAAAUGCAGGAGUCUGAAAACAAUUUUAAAAGAGAUAACAUGCAACUUACAGUUCCCUCUGUUAAAUUAAAACCAUCAUCACUUAGGAACAGUUUGCAAGUGACUCUAAAUAGGGCUGAAGAAAAUUCACUUGCAAUGCAAGCAAAUCCAUCCAACCAAACUGUAAAUCUUAUCGUACACCUUCCAGAUCUUCAGAGUAAAACAGCUGAAAAUAUAAGGUCUUCUGAAGCAAAAGAUUUAGUAAAUCAAAAUGGAAUGAAGCUUGGGGAAAACUCUGUAAACCCUAAACAAGACUCAGAAAUUAUAAGUAAAAGAGGCGUUGUUGAGAAUAAAACACCUGUUUCUUCAAAAUCCAAGGAUGAAAAGAUUUGUACUGAAGAUAAGUUAGCUGUUGACAAUGAUCCUAUACAAAAACAGUUGACUGAAAGAACUAUUAAAGAUAUUAUUGAGCCAACCGUAUCUGAAGUUCUUAAAAAGCUGAAUGUUCCACCAACAAGCCAUCAUGAGAUUGAUAAUAAUGGAGCUGUAACAGGAAGAUCUCAUUCAGAUCUAGUUAAACCCAGUUUUAUAUUACAAACAAAACAUGGCCAAUGGAAGGAAUGUGAAAAAGUUGUUUUAGACAAAGUGGUAGUAGACUCUUCAAAUCAAACUGAAGCAGAGAAACAGAGUGUUCACAUUCAAGUAGCUCCUAGCCUCGUAGGAAGCACAAGUGAAAAAUCAAUUUCUGCCGUGAGACAAAUCAGCGCUAGAGAUGUAUUUGAAACAAGUUUUUUGAAAAUAUUACAACCUCCACCUCCCAGAGCAGAGACUGUCACAAGUUCAAUAACACAUUCUUCAACAUGUCGGUCCAGCUCUACAUCAUCGUCUUCAACUUCCAUUUCUUCAAGAAGUAAAGAAGACAAAAUCAAUCACAGGGAGAAACUAUCGGAAGGAGAAAUUGUACCUGAAACAUGCGCCUGUGUUGUUGGUGAGGUGUGCACUAAUUGUGUCCCAAAACUUGAUCUCAGCUGUGGUGAGCUGAAGACUAAAAGAAGAAACAGGAGAAGAGAAAAUAUUCAUUUGAUUGAUUCAGAUUCUGACUUAUCUGAAAACUCGAAAUCUCAGUUCUCUUUGUCAAAGAUGCCUCUCCAUCUAGAGCCCAGACCGAGUUCUACUUAUGCCAUUGCACCAUUGUCUAGGAUUGAAAAGAAUAAAACAGAUACUAGAGGACAUUUUAAAAACAGCAGUGCAGAUUUCCCAUUAAAUAAAUUCUUGUCUCAUCCUACAUCCGGAGAUAAAAAUAAUGGACGCAAAAUGGUUUUAAAACCAUUUUCUCAAAUAGCAAACUCAGUAAUAAAUGAUCUAAACAUAGAAUAUCUACAUACACAAGGUGGUAAUAAUAAAGACUCUGAUUUUCCAAAAUUAAAUCCUAAUGCGUCAGAAAAUGUAAACACGAUUCCUUUAAACGAACUGAGGCUGAAUGAUUCUUCUUCUGAUUCGUUGAAAUCAUCAAUAUCAUCAGGAAACAAGUGUUCAAGAAAAACUAGAACCAAAACAAAGAAACCUCUGGUGAUCAAAUGUCCUCUGGAGAAGGCUAAGAUUGAUGUUGUUAUUGAGGGCAGUGAUGUAUCCGCUUCCUCGUAUCAAACUAGUGUGACCAGUGUGAGCGUAGAAAACCUUCCAGGAGCCCUCAUUCUCUCCAGCCACUCCAGCAGUGAACUGCAUCACUCCAGCUGAUAAUGAUGGGUAUUGACGUCUGCCUAUAUUAAAAGGCUUGAAGAUUAAGUCCAUCUAGAUGACUGACUGUUCAUAUAGAUUAUUUUAAGUAAUGUAACGAUUUGUACACUUUUUCAUUAAAUAACAAUAAAAUGA